GGAUCUAUUAAGAGAACUCUUUCACUGUACUACACUCACCCUCAGAAAAGUUUCUUUGAACGGAUUAAGCAGCUAAGCCAACAUGGCUUCUUUUGUCCAAAUCGAAUCAUCCAUGCCAAAAGCGAACCAGAUCUUCGACGAGAUCCGGUGGGUGAUCCAAAUCCGCCAGACGCUUGAGGAAGAGUUUGAAGACGAAACCGAGGUGCCAGUCUCCAUUUUCAGCGUCCCGAAAGUAUUAAUGUCUAGCGCCCCAGAUUUGUACACCCCAACACAAGUGGCGAUUGGUCCAUACUACCAUUGGCGCCCGGAGAUGUAUGAGAUGGAGAGAUACAAGCUUGCGGCGGCGAAAAGAUAUCAGAAGCAACUCCAAAGGAUCAAGUUCCAGAAUUUGGUGGAUCAACUGGUAAAGUUUGAGUCGAGAGUCCGAGCCUGCUAUCACAAGUACCUGGACUUCAACGGCAAGACACUGGCAUGGAUGAUGGCCAUUGACGCGUCGUUCUUGCUCGAGUUCCUCCAAGUCUACGCAAUCAAAGAAGGUAAGAUACUCUCCAGGGUCUCAUCGAGGAUGUCACAUUUGGUCGAUUAUGCAGGAAGGAAGUCUGCACACAAUGUCAUCCUUAGGGACAUAGUCAUGCUAGAGAAUCAAAUCCCACUUUUCAUAUUGAGGAAGAUGUUGGAAUUCCAAUUCGCAUCCCUCGACGAUGCUGACGACAUGUUGCUUGUGAUGCUAAUGGGGUUUUACAAGGAAGUUUCACCUUUCAAAGUGAUGGAGGCAUUGCCCACGAUACAAGUCUCCGCCUGGGCCCACUUGCUAGACUUCUUGUAUGACACCAUAGUACCCAAAGUGAAGGAACAGCCCGAGAUUGUUGAGGAGGAAGGUGACAACGAGGACAAUGAAGGACAGGCAAAAUCACCACGGUCAUUGUUGUCUUCCAGUGGCACAAAUUAUAUCAAGCAACUAUGUGAUCAAAUUUGGAAUUUGCUCUCCAAGUUGAGCAAAGGCCCUAUUGAAAUUGUUAAGAGGCAGCUUCUUUCAAACCCAGUGAAGGUAGUAUUGAAAUUGCCAUUGACUAUUCUCUCUAAAGUCCCACUUUUCUCAGUCUUGGCACAGCCUCUUGAGUCCUUAAUCUCAUCCCAAGUAAAAGAAGAGGGCAAGUCAGAAAAUGAAAACAGCAAUCCUCAUAAGCCACCUUCAGUUGAGGAGAUCACAAUCCCAUCGGUCUCUGACCUAUCCAAUGUAGGAGUCCGUUUCGUACCCACCAAGGGAAACCUCUCUACCAUCGGUUUCGACGCCAAGACGGCGACGCUUUACUUGCCUGCCAUAAGUCUGGACGUGAACUCGGAGGCGUGCAUGAGGAACCUAGUCGCUUAUGAGGCAUCCAACGCGUCAGGCCCAUUGGUUUUCACGCGCUACACUGAGCUCAUGAACGGUAUUAUAGACUCGGAUGAGGAUGUGAAGCUGUUGAGAGAGAGAGGGGUCAUUUUGAACCUUCUGAAGAGCGACGAGGAGGUCGCAAAGCUGUGGAACGGGAUGAGCAAGUCGAUCCGGUUGACAAAAGUGCCCUUCUUGGACAAGGCGAUCGAGGACGUGAACAAGUACUACAACGGGAGGUGGAAGGUCAAGCUCGGCAAGUUCAUGAAGCAGUACGUGUUCAGCUCAUGGCAAUUCCUGGCAGUGAUGGCUGGGAUUGUACUCUUGCUGCUCGUGACAUUGCAUGCCUUUUGCUCGGUCUAUAGCUGUUCUCGCAUAUUUCAUAUCAAAGCCCCAAGCAUAUGAUCAAUCAUAAAGAUGUCGUGUGUGUGUGUACGUGUUCCGUGUUUUUUUCUUUUAAUCUAGGGAAAAAGCACAGUCCUAUGCUCAGAUCCAGUAAAAUCUGGAUCAAGCUGGUGCACGUGAAAAUUUGCAUUUUGUUCAUAGCUUUUUAGCCGCAUGAUGAGUUUUUGUAAGAUUGUGGUGUAGUAUUAUUGAAGAGAGCAAGAGGGUUAUCGUGGGCAUGUUUUGUUGUUGUUCUAUAUCUGAUGUCAUAUAGAUUCAUCUUUGCAUUA
Molecule: messenger RNA, 2046 nt
Organism: Syzygium oleosum
Lineage: Eukaryota; Viridiplantae; Streptophyta; Magnoliopsida; Myrtales; Myrtaceae
Product: putative UPF0481 protein At3g02645
Exons: 2
Coding region: 83-1777 (564 amino acids)
Source: RefSeq, a predicted model, not a curated record